GAGCUAAAGUCAGCAAGCUAGGUUAACUCAGCUGUUAUGGUUGAUGAUUGGCGCUCGACUUAUGAGGAGACCCUCCUCGUGCUAAAAGGAGACAGAGGCAGAAAGUGAAUGAUAAAACCAUUUUUAUUUUAUUGACAUGUUUGACAUCUUCAUUUGAAAAGAUGGCGGCCGAUAAGAAAACAGAUUUGGACUGUUUGGCUAACUGUAGACGUCACCCUGGGAACUUUUGAUGUGCAUACUUUGCUUUUUGCUGAUAUUUUAUAGACCUAACUAAUUAAUCAAGAAAAUAAUCAGCAGAUUAAUCAAUAAUGAUGAUAAUCAUUAUUUGCAGCCCUAAUGAAUACACGGUUUCUAAAUGACCUCAGAUAUAUUUUUAGCAUUUCUGUGCUGCAGUUUCUUGUUAGUAUCAGCUACAUUCGCUGAUACUGAUAUUCAGCCUAUAUAUCGGCCUGGCCCAUUUAUCGGCCUAUAUUACGGCAGCUUGAGAUUUCAUAUCUGGAUAACAUUACACAUCUUUGUUUACUUGGUCAAGGACAAAGCUCAUGUUUUCAAAUUUGCUAGAUUUCUAUGUCAUAUUGAAUUAAAAUGGUACUGCCCUUCAUUUAUGCUUUUUGUAAUGACUCGGUAAAACCAAGUUUGGACCCAAAAGCACAACUCGGAGACCAAGCAGUUAUUUUCCUCAGGUAUUUAUUGCCGGAAUUCUCCAGAGUUUGACGAUCUGUUUGGUUUCUCUGUGGAGGAUGUGAUGACUGAGGUGAAACGAGGAAGCAAACUGAUAUGUAAAAAAUGUCAGAAAAAGGGUGCCACUGCUGGGUGUGAAGUCAAACGCUGCCAGAAGUCCUACCACUACCCCUGUGCUGUUCAAGAUGGAGCUGAGAUCGUUGAGGAUGAAGACAAGGGGAAUUAUGGGCUGUACUGCUUCAAACACCAUCAACAAUUACAAAAUAACGGUUCUGUAAAUGGACGUGUCUCUUCCUUCACGAAGCCCGGAACUUCUGGAAUUCCCAAUGAAGCUGGAUCAUCUGAGGUAUAUUGCCUUGCCUGUGAGAAGACAAUCAGCUUGAAAAGUUUGACUAAUAGCAUUAUUAUGCUAUAUUGUGACAAACAUGCUCUUCCAUCACAUAAGAGGAACACCACUGGUGAUUCUACAGCUGGAGGACCGCCUGUGUACAGCAGUGACUCAAACUCAUCCAGCAGUGCGACACGUUUAUCCAAGAGACCGUUGAGUUUCAACGACAAACAGGAAGAGACCCCCUCUAAACGUAAAUCUGAAAGCUGGAAAAAGAAAAUAUCAGAUAAUUCUUCAAAUUCAGAUGAGAAUGAACCUAUUGAUGAAAUGGCAGUAUUCGCCCCUUUAGAGAUGGAUUUAGAUGACAGUGCAAACUCUGAUCCAGAGUCUCAAGUAAGUCUAAUCUUUCAUUAUUCCUCAGUAACAUCAUCAGUGAUGUUCAAUAAUCUUAAUUUUUCUUCUCUUUCGUUGUUUCCUCUCCCGCCUCCCUCGACUGUGCGUCAGUUGAUCAGAAAAGACACUGAUAGUCCCACUGCGUCCACCUCAGGAAAUCAACUGGAGGAUGAGAGCAGAGAUGGAAAUAAAGAUAAUGAUGAAACAAUCAUAGAUUCAGAUGCUGAAUCAGAGAGUCUGCUGCUUCCUGUGGAGAUCUGCUUGUCUCAGUCACUUUCAGCGACAAGUGCUACAGACUCAACUCUGACUGUAUCAACUGCAGAUCCCAGAGUGGAGUCAGUAGAGGUGGUACAGAGAAAAGACCCAGAGCCCAGCAUCGACUCCACCAGCUUCUGGAAAAGCUGCAAUGCGGCAAGAUGCACACAGGCCAUCUUCACUGAUUUCAUUACUGAGAUGAACGGUAUCUCCAGCAGAAUUCAGUCAGACCAGGCCAGCCAGGAGGAUUAUGAUUGUGCACUAACAGUGAUGUUGGCUUCUGGGAAACUGGCAGAGCUUGUGACCAAACAGCAAAAAGAGUUACAAAGGAAACAAACGGAGCUGCGAAAGGCAGCAGCAGCUAUGAAGGACGUCGUCUCAGCACUGAGAUGAGUCCAUCAGCAGCUACUGUAAGAACAUGGAUAUCUGUUAACUGUUUCUUCUUUUUUUUGUCAAAUUGCUUACACUGACAUUUUUAACAUUUCAUACAAACAGUAUAUUUCAUUUUUUAUUUUUAAAUUGAUUAUGCCUUAAUAUUUAAGACAGUGGAAAGGGCUGGAUGUGGAAAUACAACACUGUACCAAUAUUUGGCAUUGAUAAUUCCAAAAUACUUUAAAAUGUCAAAUUAUUACAACAUCGUCUCAAAUUUCAGCCUCUGAUCGUGAUGCUUUUAGAGAUUAGUUGUAAAUGGUGCCGUUCCAUUUAGAAAAAAUGCCACAUAGGAAUGUCAUAUUAUGAAAUACAUUUUCAUUGAAUGAAAAAAGGGGUUUCAUUUCAAAACCUGUACUGAACAUGAAGAAUUAGAAAGAAUAUGUAUUUGUUUUGAAAAUGUUCCAUAUCCAACCCUACGAACUGAACCAAGUUUGCCAAUUUUUUUAUUUUAUUUUUUUUUUAGAUGUUGAAAUUGUUAAUUUAUUUUUGUACUGAAAAGUAUUGUAAUCAUGCUGAGCUGUUGUACACCAUUAGGACUUUCUUCAGUUACUUUAAAAUAGAAGAUAUUUUAUUGUAGACCUACAGUAGAAAACACUUUGCUACUAUGUUUUAAAAUGUGUAUUCAUGAAUGUCUUGCAAGAUCCUUCUUCAAACUGAGUAUUUACAUACCUCCAGCCUUUUGUCAGAAAUACAUUUUUAUACCUGUUACAGAGUACGACUGAUAAAUAAUCAUAUGAAGCUUAAAUAUGUUGGUGAAUGUUUCUUGUUGUUGAACCUUUUUUUUUUUUUUUUUAAAUAUAUAAAGGUUUGCUCAAGUUGU
Molecule: messenger RNA, 2909 nt
Organism: Siniperca chuatsi (mandarin fish)
Lineage: Eukaryota; Metazoa; Chordata; Actinopteri; Centrarchiformes; Sinipercidae
Gene: phf11
Product: PHD finger protein 11
Exons: 17
Coding region: 746-2050 (434 amino acids)
Cellular component (GO): nucleus
Molecular function (GO): histone binding; histone deacetylase binding
Source: RefSeq, a predicted model, not a curated record